GGUAUGAUACAGAACACCCGUGUUAUAACGACAUCCGUUGCCCGCCACGCGAGCAUAAAUUAGUUACUUUCCUUCGAGUAUACCAUGCACUGACCUGUACCAGUUUUAAAACAUUGGCCGUCUGCCCGUCGCCUCUUGCCGAUGUUUAGUGUUACUUGAUACAAAUCUUACACAAUUUGAAGCUUUAAGCUUAUGACGUCUUCGCCGAUUCGUUCAAUAACCACAUUUUGGUUUAGGCUCGAGGGCACGCGGACGACUGGUUUGCCACGCGAUCGGUAGCCCAAUUUGUAACGUAUUGUGUUUUGGAUAAACCAACAGAAUAAGUAGUUCGGAUAACAGGGUGUUAUUAUGAUCUGGUUAGUUGUCGCAAUCAGUUUUCUCGCCGCUGCAGAUGCGGACACUGCAUGUACCAAUACUGGAGGCGAAUGUUUAGAAUGGCCCAUUACGAAAUGUUUGGCUUCCUGGAAGAGUGGUUUAUGUCUUGGUGGGGUGGAUAGAAGAUGUUGCGCAAUGUGUGAUGCAGCAUGUUUGGCUACGGAACAGGUUUGGAGACUGGGGGAUGCCUUGUGUACAGCAUCGGAGGGAGAAUGUAAAAAUAUAGGAAAUUCGUGUGAUGGAGAAUACGUAGCUGGAAAAUGUGGCGGACCAACCUCAAGAAAAUGUUGUGAGCCUGCGAGACCACCAACCACACCGGUUACACCAAUAGCUGGAGAUUGUCCUUUGGUAAAAUACAAGACAAAGAAAGUAAUUGGAUUGAACGACAGAAUGAUCGUAGUACAUCCAGAAUUCGUUCCAUCUAUGACACAAGUCCAUAGUUACGCAGUCAUAUGCGAUGUAGUGGUUCAUGUGAUACAUUCUUUCAAAAAGCGAAGGCCAAAUCUGGAUGGAAGCAUUCGACCUGCAAGGUUCAGCAAUUACCUCAUUGGGCACGCCAUUGCAUUCAAUUUAGCUACUCCUAUUGGAUGGUGCAACAUGAUUUGUUUAGAAGGGCAAAGAAACCCUUACGCCAACUGUUUGAUUAACAAUUUAAAACGAGCUGGACUUCGAUGGGGUGGCGACUGGACACCGAGCGACGCCGUGCAUAUUGACGAUGGUUACAACUCAGAUCGUCAACUUUUCAGGCAGAAGUUUCGUCUUGUGCAGAACGCGUGUGAUUACAUAUAAAAGAACUUGGAUUAACUAUUACUUGCUAAAGGAUAUGGUAUAAGUGUGUCAAAGCUAUUCUGUCCACAUCUUGCACAUGUUUUUAGCCUUUUCGUGCACAUUUACACUUAAACAGCACAGCACUUUUUACGUUUUAAUUUUCCCAUAUUAAGCAGCUUUACAUUUGAUUUUACACGCUACAUUGCUUGAAUUUUUAACGAUUCUCGGUCAAAACCUAAUUAGGUACAGUUUGACCCAAAAUAGGUGAAUAAUUUUUAAUCUUUUUACGCCAAAUGCGCUUUGCCUUUAUUGCUGUAGCAAAAACGAUACUGUCUGAUAAAACACGCAAAAUGUAA
This is a messenger RNA of Ciona intestinalis (vase tunicate), 1499 nucleotides long. NCBI's taxonomy places the organism in Eukaryota, Metazoa, Chordata, Ascidiacea, Phlebobranchia, Cionidae. The record is from RefSeq and is a predicted model, not a curated record.